AUGCUGCGAUUACCGCCGCUGCGGACAAGGCUCGUUCGUCCCUGCAGCGUCCCAUCCGUCGUUCGUGCACUAUCGUCCUCCUCGUCGUCGUCGCCGCCGCCGCCGCUGGUUCGCAUUGAAAACGCCACAUUCUACGAAAACUAUCCGACCCCAGAAGAUGAAGCCAAGGGCGCGAACCCACCGUUAUUCCCGAACCUAAAUUUCCUCCUUCCAUCUCAGCCAGGCAAAGAAGGCCAUCAGCAUUGGGCUAUCAUUGGGUCCCCUUGCCGGACGCAGUUCCUCAACGUGCUUCGCGGCCAGUACAUCUGUAUCCCACCCACUGGACGCAGCUAUCCGUACCUCCUCACAGACAACAUUGCGCAGAAGGACACUCGGUUACGGGACCCCGCCAAUGCGAUUCAGUAUAUUGGUUUUAGUGGCGAGGGCUCGGGGGCGAUUGGCGGCACGCGCGGUGCAUACCUGAGUGCUCGGUAUGAGAGUUUGCGGGAGGAGACCGACUGGACCGUCCAGCAAUACCUGAAGGGCCAAACGUCGCUCAACCCGUUGGAGGAAGAAAAAGACGGCACUGUUCGUGAUGAGGACCUUUUUUUCCGAGUUGUCAAGGAUUUGCGCCUGGGGGAUCUGCUAGACAUGCCCGUCGCAAACUUGAGCAAUGGUCAAACAAGACGGACGCGCAUCGCAAAGGCUCUGCUCGGCAAGCCGGAGCUUCUGCUGCUCGACGACCCCUUCAUGGGCCUUGAUCCAGCUACUGUUCGAAGCAUAUCGGAGCUCCUCCACCGGCUAGCGAACAAGUCGGAUCCUCGACUGGUGCUGUCUUUACGACCGCAGGAUCCAAUCCCAGAUUGGAUCACUCAUCUUCUCGUCACCGGACAUUCAAACCGAGUACUUUUGCAGGCGACGCGGGCUGAGGCCCAAAAGCACUUCGUUGUAUGGGCCAAAAAGACCGGGAACAGCAGGAGAAUAAAUGCUAAUGAGCGGGCGAUCGCUGCAAAAGUUCAAGGCGACAUUCAGGCAGGCUACCUCGACAAGCAGCUCGUCUUUGAUUUGCAACUAGUGCCCUCAUCGGAAGAGAACCCGGUACAGUUCCAGAUGCCCCCCGACGGCGAGGCGCUCAUUGAGAUGGGUGGAGUGCGUGUGCAAUAUGGGGACAAGGUCGUGCUGGGAGGCUGGUCUCAGAAUAUCAGGAAGAAACCUCAAGAGGGCUUGCACUGGACUGUCCGCCGCGGUCAACGCUGGGUGAUUCUCGGCCCCAACGGCUGCGGCAAGACUACUCUCCUCUCCCUUAUCACCUCCGACCACCCACAAACUUACGCCCAACCCAUCAAGCUCUUCGGUCGCUCCCGCCUCCCUGAACCUGGGAAGCCGCCAAUCUCCCUCUUCGAGCUCCAAUCCCGCAUCGGCCAUUCUUCUCCUGAAAUUCACGCCUUCUUCCCCCGCCAGCUCACAGUCCGCCAGGCGAUUGAAUCUGCUUUUGCAGAAACCUUCCUCUCUAAACCAGCCCUCGAUCACGAUCGGGAUCUCGACGUCUCUGCCGCUCUCCGCUUCUUCAGGCCAGAACUUGACCCUAAUUUCAAGGCUAGCCUGAAAGAGGGACCCCCCAGCGUCUGGCUUAACCGCCAAAACUUUCCCGAAACCAGCAAGACUUUCAAAGGCCGUACUUUCGAACCAGAAUAUGACGUCGAGUACGCAGACACCCUGACUUUUGGUCAGCUCUCCACCCCGCAGCAACGCCUCGUCCUCUUCCUUCGUGCCCUCAUUCAUAAGCCAGACAUCGUCAUCCUUGACGAACCAUUCUCCGGCAUGUCUUCCUCGGUACGCGACAAGUGCAUUCACUUCCUAGAAGUCGGCGAGCGGAACGCCGUUUCAACGGCUACUAGACGCGCCGGCGGUAAAAACCCCUGGACUGUUGCCGUCACGGGUGACGAGGGCGACAAAGAUGUCCGUUUUCAGAGAAACAUUCUCGCUGAAAAGCGACACUUCGGCCUUACGGACCAGCAAGCGCUUAUAAUGAUCAGCCACUUGCGCGAAGAAAUCCCUGAUUUCGUCCGGCACUAUAUCCGCCUGCCCUCCGCGCAAAAUGACGACGCCACAGGGUUGGACUUCAGGUUCGGUUAUCUCAAAGGGAAAAACGCGCUGCGUCAACCGCCUGUUUGGGACCUGGCUUGGACGCAUAAGGACAAAUUUGAAUCAAUGGGCGCGAGGAGGAAUUUCAGGCGGGCGCCGGACUCGAAUGAGACUGAUGAAGAUGUGUAUGAAUAUUGGUCUAUUUGAGUUAACUGCAACCUGUCUGCUGUAUAUUACAUGGCUCCAAGCCGGACUAUCUUGAUAGAG
Molecule: messenger RNA, 2331 nt
Organism: Aspergillus nidulans FGSC A4
Lineage: Eukaryota; Fungi; Ascomycota; Eurotiomycetes; Eurotiales; Aspergillaceae
Product: putative ABC transporter
Exons: 2
Coding region: 1-2271 (756 amino acids)
Molecular function (GO): nucleotide binding; ATP hydrolysis activity; ATP binding
Source: RefSeq, a predicted model, not a curated record